Molecule: messenger RNA, 7300 nt
Organism: Phasianus colchicus (ring-necked pheasant)
Lineage: Eukaryota; Metazoa; Chordata; Aves; Galliformes; Phasianidae
Source: RefSeq, a predicted model, not a curated record
CAGGGGCUAGAACCUGAAUCCCAACCUGAAUUUUGUGAGUAACCUCUGAUACCUUCUUCUGAAUGUAGAUACUUCUACCAAAGAAUCCAAAACUCCAAUCUGAUCUCUCUGUGAAAUUAGUCUUUAAUUGUGGACAUGGGAACCCUUUGUUUAGUGUAAUCAGAUACUGUAAAGUACGUGUUUAGGAAUGGGGAUUGGUCUUUUUGAAGCAGAAUUUUCCAGCCACUUCUGGCCCCUUUAGUCAGUGUGCCAAGUCAGAACUGUGCCUUUAUUGGCCAAGAGUUAAAUACUUCAUUUGAUGAGAGAUAAAUAUCGGGGUGCUGAAUGUACACUGGGCAGGAAAUAAAACGGGGGCAUGCUGCAAAUCGAAUUUCACAGUGCAUUGGUGUAUAUUUACAUGUGUAGCAUUUGGAGUCCUUUGUUCUGUCCUUUGCUAAUGUUUUAUGGAGAGUAUGACAUUAGUGUAAGUGUUGACCCACAUAGUAACCUUCGCUCUGUGCCCUUCUGCAAUCAGCAGCUCUGGACACCUGUGUUGCUUUCUGGGCUUCACUUGCUAGGAGAUGCUUGCCUUGCAGUAACUUUCAGUACAUUUUUUCAGUCCCCUGGUUUGUCAGCAGGUCAGUGCCCGUAUGUGUGCAUUUGAGGCAUCACAAUCCAGAAUCAGGCUGCGGGCAGACCACACUCCUUGCCAUCCUGAAUGCACCACUUCCACCCCAGUACAAGGCUGUGGAGUGGUGGAAGUGCUCAGGUGUGGGACGCUGUAGUAUGUCUUGUGACUUAAAACAUCCCUUCAUGUGAGCUACGAAACCCAUGGCGUGGGCAUCAUAUAACAUCUAGUAAUCAUUAAAGUGGUUUGUUUCCCUGUGUGACACAUGAGGAUUUAUGUGAGGAAUCUCAGCUGCCAAGUGCAGAAACUUUAGCUGUGACCCUUCAGCUCCUACCCAUUGAAAUAGGAUCUACCAUGUCUACCGCUAAUGAAAACAUUCCUUCCUUGAUAGGCAGAUACUCUCUGGUUAUGAAAAAGAAAGAGGAAAAAGCUCUUUUUUCAAGUACUUCCCCUAUGCUUUAAUCAAGUAUUUCUACAAGGCUUGCUUGUUGCUUCCCUUCUGUAGUGCAUCCCAUCUCCCUGCUACCACAGCGUCAUCUCCCAACUUUCUCUCCCUUCCCCAGCUCCGGAGCUGCAGGAAGAGCCAGCAUCUGGCCUGAUGACAGUGGCAGGCGAGUGACAAGCAGGCUGGGUGGGGGUGGCUGAUGAUGAGCAAGCCUAGUGACAGCAUGGUGUGACUAAGAACCCACUGGCUAAUAAAAGCACAGGAGGAGGAGGAGCAAAGUAUUUAAGGGUGUCAGGGAGAGAGAGAAAGGUUUCCACAAAUUUUUUGGUACACUUCAGCAGCCAAGUGGGUGGGCAACACAGUGAAAGGCUUCCUUAACUCUUAUCCUCUUAUGGGAUGAAAUUAAGGGGCUAAGAAGAUGGCACCAUUAACUGAAAAGUCUGAAUCAAGAGAUAAACAAAAUCCAGAAGUGAAAAAGGCAAUUCCUUCCGCCACAAUGAGCUCUGAACGUGAAGAAGUUGAUGUUGCAAAAACUGUUGUCAAUGGGCUGAGCAGCAACGGACAAGAAAAAGCUGUUGACGUCCCUUUAUACACACGCUCUAUUUCUGCCGUUACAAUAAUCCCUGUGAAGAAAGUGAAAAGUUCUCCUCACCUAGUGCUGCCUACAGAAACAGAUCCCACUAAAGUCUGCAGUGGAAAAGGAGCUGUGACCCUAUGGGUAUCUCCAACCUCUGAAGAGAAUCAGAAAAUCUCUUCGCCAUGUCCUCAGGACUCUGAGAAACCUGAAAGUCUGGAGCCAGAAAACACAGAAACAGAUGAUUGGAGAUCAUCACCCAACACUGAUGCCAACGGGGAUGCCCAACCAUCUUCUCUGGCUGCCAAGGGUUAUAGGAGUGUGCGUCCGAACCUUUCCUCAGACAGCAAGCCACAGGCCCUUCCUCCUCCCCGUCCUCCUCUCCCCAAGGAGGAAAGCUUUGCAUGGCGUCCUCGCACUGACACUAAAGCAACCAACCUGCUGCCAGUGCCCAUCAUGGAUUGCGUGUACCUGAAUGCACCCAAGCCUUCUGCUCAGCGUGCAUCACUAAAUGCCAGCGCACGGUGUUACUUCUCAUCACCCACCCCCUAUGGGGCAGUCCCCAGCGGGAAGCAAGGCUUGCCAGCAGGGCAUUUUCCUUCUUCAGGUCCCAGAGAUAUGGUGCAUGUUGGGCAGCCACUCUUGGAAAGUAGCUCCUCAUCAAAUGCAUCAUCCUUACAACGCAACCCUGACAGGGCAGAUCCCAGUAGUAAGGCUGGAAUGAAUUCCAGUCAUGAGACGAAGGCGGAUAAAAAGGUCAGCAAACUAUAUGUAGCUUGUUUAUCUAACAACACUUGCUCGGCCACGUCUGAAAAUUCCACUGGCACCACACAUGACCCAUCAGCCAGCACCAGUUUGGGAGCUGAGGUCACUCAGGCACCAGCCACCGAUAUUGUUUUCUCUGCAACGGGAAAAGCUCUUCCUGCUCCUCCUCCUCCUCCUAUUCCUCCCAGGCCGUACUUUUACAUUGUCCUCAAUAAAGACGCAGUUAGUUCUGAUCCGGGCCAGCCCUCCUGGACUCAGUCGUCACCUCCGCAAGCUUUGAGGGACAGAGUGCUAGAGCCCCAGAGCACAGCUGCCACAGAGAACAGAAUGAGAAAAGAGCCUUACCUUACCCAGCAGCGGCAGCCGCCAUACAAGGCAGUGGGACGCAGCAUGGAUGCCACUGCCACCACAACUCAGCCUGGGGUUAUAGUAGUCCCCCUUGUCCAGAUUAAUCCAGACAGACAGCAAGAAGGCAGCUCCAGCACUCCUCCACCGCCUCUGGUUCCUUUCGGGCAAGGCUCCGUAUUCCCCGAGACUGUUCCUCCUGGCACACCCUUGACUUUUCCGACUCUAGAUGAUUUCAUUCCCCCACAUCUCCAGAGGGGUUCCCACCAUAACCAAGCACCCUCUGCGUCUGGCACAUCACUCUCUGUUUACCCGAAACUUCCAUUCUUCUCAACACCACCUUCACUUGUACCUCCGGUUACGGGGGCUUUGCACAGGGGCUUGAAGCCUGAAAUCACUGGAGUCAUCUCACGUACAGACCCAGGUCCUGCACUAAAUGAAGUGACCCAGCCUAGCAGUGGCACUGACUAUCCAACUUCCUUCACAUCAAUCAACAAGUCAUCUUCUGCCUAUCCCUCUACCACAAUCGUCAAUCCCACUAUUGUCCUCUUGCAGCACAAUCGAGAACAGCAAAAAAGGCUUAGUAGCCUGGCAGAUUCUGUGCCAGACAGAAUAAUUUCAGAUAAAGUAGAUUUGGCACUCACGCAAGUCAAGCCAGCCCAGGAGCCAGUGCCGAGUGAGAGGAGGCUGCUGGAGGAGAAGAGAAGAACUGUCAAGAGCCCGCAGCACAUGGCUGAUACUUCUGUUGAUGACAUUGGCAUUCCAUUGAGGAAUACAGACAGAUCAAAGGACUGGUACAAGACAAUGUUCAAACAGAUACACAAGCUAAACAGAGAUGAAGAUUCUGAUUCAUACUCUCCUCGUUAUUCCUAUUGCGAGGACACCAGAAGCCAGCCUUCAGUUCCUCGCUCCAAGAGUGAGAUGGACCAUAUUGACUCAGAGAAGGUGUUUAAGAGGUCUGCCACUUUGCCCCUACCAAACCGUACUUCAUCGCUGAAAUCCAGCCCAGAAAGGACGGACUGGGAGCCUCCAGACAAGAAGGUGGACACUAGAAAAUACCGUGCAGAGCCCAGGAGCAUUUAUGACUAUCAGCCAGGAAAGUCCUCAGUUCUGAACAGUGAAAAGAUGACUGAUCUAGAAAAAGACCUCUACCUCUACCAGACUGAGUUAGAGGCAGAUUUAGAAAAAAUGGAGAAGCUUUAUAAAGCACCACAUAAAAAGCCACAGAAGAAUACAGCAGGUGUUACUCCUCUGGAAACUUCCACAGACCAUUCUUCAUACUCCACAUAUUCACCCAACUACCACGCAGCGAAGAGGGAUUCAGAACCAGCACUGGGGGACCUUGCUGGCUUGGAGAAUGAGAGACAGAUUUACAAGAGUGUGCUGGAAGGCGGAGAUAUCCCGUUCCAGGGGCUGAGCGGUCUCAAGCGUCCUUCUAGCUCUGCUUCCACAAAAGUAGAUUCAGAAUCACCAAGGCAUUUUGCACCAGUUGAUUACAUGGAAACUCCAGAAGAAAUUAUCCGCAGGCGUUAUGAUGAUAAAGAGAAACUUUUAGAGGACCAGAGACGGCUUAAACGUGAGCAAGAAGAAGCUGAUAUUGCAGCUAGAAGGCACACAGGGGUCAUUCCAACGCACCAUCAGUUUAUCACUAAUGAGCGAUUUGGGGACCUCCUAAAUGUAGACGAUACAGCAAAGAGGAAAUCUGGGUCAGAGAUGAGACCUGCUAGAGCCAAGUUUGACUUCAAAGCGCAGACUCUGAAGGAACUUCCUCUGCAAAAAGGAGAUAUUGUUUACAUUUACAAGCAGAUUGACCAGAACUGGUAUGAAGGUGAACACCAUGGCAGAGUUGGCAUCUUCCCACGAUCCUAUAUAGAGCUCCUCCCACCAGCUGAGAAAGCUCAGCCCAAAAAGCCAUUACCGUUGCAAGUAUUGGAAUAUGGAGAUGCUAUUGCUAAGUUCAACUUCAAUGGCGAUACACAAGUAGAAAUGUCUUUCAGAAAGGGUGAAAGGAUCACGUUGAUUCGACGAGUGGAUGAGAACUGGUAUGAAGGAAGAAUCUCUGGCACCAGUCGCCAAGGCAUCUUCCCUGUAACUUAUGUGGAAGUGCUCAAACGGCCAGUGGUCAAGAAUGCCAUUGAUUAUCCAGACCCACCUGUGUCACUCUCCCCUAACCGCAGCAUGACAGCUUCACCACAGCCUUCCCUCCAUUCAUUGAGAGCUGGACCAGAUCUCACAGAGUCUGAAAAGAGCUAUGUGCAACCUCAAGCACAGCAGCAAGGAACCAGCCCUGACAGAAGUCAAACACCACGAGACAUAGUUAGCUACCAAGCUCUAUACAGCUACACUCCUCAGAACGAUGAUGAGCUGGAACUGAGGGACGGUGAUAUUGUUGAUGUCAUGGAGAAAUGUGAUGAUGGCUGGUUUGUGGGUACAUCCAGGAGAACAAGGCAAUUCGGCACCUUCCCGGGCAACUAUGUGAAGCUUCUGUACCUGUAAAGUAACAGUAAUGCCACAGUGACAGAGAUGGAGCUGUUUUUCAGAUGGUGUUUUUAAACAAUGAAGAAAGAGACAAUUUAUGAAUGUAAUAGACAAGAGAUGAAAAGUGUUAGGAGGAUGUGGUUAUGUGGUACAGUAUUGAGUUGAAUGUGUAGCCCUGCUUCCACUGAUUCAGGGUAUGAUUUGUUUGCUGAAGAGACAGUUUCUAGUUUACAGUGCUGCCUUUGUGUAUUCCUCCCCCCUCCCCAACAAGAGUUCUGGUGAUAACCUUAAUUUGUAUGGAGUACUUUACUUCUGAGAAGGCUUCAGGGAAGCAAAAGGUAUAGGUUUUGUUUGUGUGUUAAGAUAUGACAGUACUUUCAGAAAGUACGUAGCCUUGCAGCUGCUCCUUUCACUGGUGAGGUCAGGGAGGCCAGGCUUCCUGCCUUGCUGAAGACUUACUGUGCUCUGCCUUCCACUCCCAUAAACUCCCUUCCUCCAUGCCACGCACCUUAAGACCCCGCACGGGCAGAGGACAGCCAAUGUGGUUAAACUGCAGAACUCUGUUGAGAAGGAGUUUGGGACUGGUAGUUUAAUCCAGAGAUGUCAGCCAAAGCAUACUGCAGACACGCAAAAAGCCCAAACCCUUUCCUAACACAUUACCCACUUCUGCAAGGGUUUUUCUUUCGUGCAGGGUGUGUGUGUGUGUGUGUGAGUGUACUGUGUGCAGCAAAACGAACGGAGUAAUGUUUUUUUAAAGAGUAAUCAACCUGGCUUUGACACUUAUCUGCACAAAGAAUAAAACCAAUAAACAGAACAUCCAUGAGAGCAAAUCCUGUUUAUGAGUCCUACGGCUGUUCACUUUUUCUGCUCCCCCUUGUUGGCCCAGAAGCAGUUGAAGCAUGCUCUUUGGGAUGAAGGCUUUGCUUCUCUCUCAUCAUUAAAUGUCAGAGGCUCUGAUAAGUCUGAGCAACAUGCCAUUGAAGGUGCCUUUUUCUGUUGUCCUUACAGUGUAGAUGGUAGCUCCAAUAAACACCUGCAUUUUGACUGGCCCUUAGUCCAACAAAAAAGUCUGCUCGGUUUGGAAAGCCGUUUUUACAGUGGUUGUUACCAGUCGUAGAGAUUUGUAUUUCUUUGAGAAAAAAACGUGGCUUGCCUGUAAAUCCACUACAAAUACUCUUUUGAUAGACACUUUGUUAUUAAGAAGUAUAUACAAAACCGGUUCUAUCAGACUCUGCUUCCUACAGUUACCAUACAAAUAGCAAAAGGUUAGAUUGCUAUUUUGUCAUAAGCCGUAUUUAAUAAUAUAAAAUGCCUAUUUUUAUGCUGAUGCUUUUAUACAGAUUUAUUAAGAGUAACUACAACUAACUGUUAGCACGACUUGCAAUAUGUUUUGAUAAACUAGCCAUGCUCCUGGGUUUGAAAUCAAGUAGGCUUGUCUUCCGUCUCAGUCUGCGGAGGAGAAGACUCAGUGUCUCAGAAGUUUGACUGUAAAUAUGUAUAUUUAACUUUGUACAGACAAUGUACUUACCUUGUAUAGAAAAAUAAUUUAAACGCAUUGAGUGAAGGGAGAAAAAGAAAGGCAGUUGUCAGAGGUUGGGAUUUUAUUCCACUUUUAUUUAAAUGAUGGAAUUCCGUGUGUGUUCAUAUAAAGAGUUUCAGCACAAAAUAUCCACUAUGAAAGAGUUUCAGGUAUGACACAAAGCACCACUGUCUCUUUUCUAUAGGAGAUAUCAUUAAUUCUGCAUCUUAUUCAUAUUUUUUUCUGCUUUGGUUUUUUCUUCCAGUUAUUUGUAGCAGUAUGUAGGCCUGUUGCUAAGAUUGGAUAGCACCAAAUUAAUCUAUCCAGCAGAGUAGCACAAUAAUACUGACUGUAUAUAACCUACUCAUUUAAAGGUUUAUUUUCUGUUCUCGCUCUUGCCAUUUAAAGUUACACACACACACACACACACACACACAUCACAACUUAUUUUUGUGUUGAUUUUUGUUCCUUAUUGCAGUGGAUUACUAUUUGGCAAUUAAUAAAUGGAAGUAUUGAAUUACUAUUGUGUUUGUUGUACAAAUUAUUAAAUAAAGCCUGUUCCCGAUA